UAUUGCCGAAACGAAGAAUAAUUGGUCUAUUUUCAAGUUAUUAGAUAACCUUCAAAUGUUUUAUUUUUAUUGAACAGAUAACAAGUCGAACUUAUAAGGUGUCGUAAAAUUUUGGAUAAAAAGUGAUAAUUAAUGAUCUAAUACAUAAUCAUGAACACUUUAAAUAAAAUUACAGCGUUGAGUUCAGCUGUUCCCAAAAAUGCAAGGUUUAUCACUACAACAAGUUCUUGUUUAAAUGCUGAUGAUGGAUGGCUAUCGAAACUUCUGGUGCGAAAAAUCGAACCGACCAAAGAAUCUCACAGUCGUAUGCUUAGCGACAAGGAGAUUGUAUAUGCUUUACAUACGCAUAACAUUAGGCCGGACUCCGUUGAUAAAUAUUUGAAAAACUAUGCCACAUCUGUGGCAUUUGUGGAAUCCCGGAAGGCAGACCUCGGCUGUGAACUAGUAGGAUCAUGGACAGUGUCUGUGGGAGACAUGGAUCAAGCUCUACACUUAUGGCGGUAUGUUGGUGGCUUCGAAAAGAUUGACAAGGCCAAAAUAUUGUUUAAGGAAAAUCCUGAAUAUCGGGCUCUAGAGAAGGAGCGAGGAAACUUUGUGAGGUCUCGUCACCUGCAAUAUUUACUUGCCUUCAGUUUCUGGCCCUCGGGCGAGCCCCGCACAACAAAUAAUAUAUAUGAAAUUCGAUCCUACAGCUUGAAGCCAGGAACUAUGAUAGAGUGGGGCAACAACUGGGCUCGUGGUUUGACCUACCGCCGCGCUAAGAACGAAGCCUUCGCUGGAUACUUCUCGCAGAUUGGGCGGCUUUACAACGUACAUCAUAUUUGGUGUUACAAGGACCUUCAAGCUCGACGUGAAACGCGCGAGAGUACAUGGCGUAACCCGGGUUGGGACGAAUGUGUCGCGUACACGGUCCCACUCAUUCGGGAAAUGCAUUGCCGCAUAUUGGAACCUACUGAAUUCUCACCCACUAAGUAAUUUGAAGUGUCAGUUGAUUGAUUGCAGUUGAUUACAUUUAAUGAGUAGCUUUUCAUUAUUCGAAUUUUAAGUAUAUUUUUAUAAAAGUCAAUAGCUACUUUCAUACAAAACAGAUCUUUGUAUGUUUUGGUUAACUACAUGUCAUAUUUUUGAUUGUAUAACUGAGUAAAGUAAUGUAAAAUUAGGUACGCACUAUAUGUAAUCAAAGCAAUUUUUUAAUAUUAUUUGUUUGCAGCAAUUAUGUAAGAACUACACAUAGAGAUUGUUACAUAUUCUUUACCCGGUAUGGGCAUAAUUUGGCAACACGAUUAUAUUUUGUCAUCUAAAUGGCGAGCCAUAGUGUAAGCCUAUCUGAUCUGGUAGUAAAAAUGUUUAAAAACAAAAAAGUUUAGAUGACUAAGUAGAACACGGUCACUAUUGUAUGUAUCAUAUUUAUCAAUCAUCUUUAUUUAAAAUGUUUUUGAACGCACAGUCAAAAUAUACUAUAUUAACAUGAUACUAUCUAUAUGUUACAAUAUUUGAAAUAAAAAAUCUAACAAGUGAAUUGCUUAUUUAUGUUUACGCAGAUGUAAUUUUAAAUUAUCAAGAUUUUCGUCAAAAUUCCGGCUCUAAAAGGACCAACAAUUCAGUCAUUUUAAAAUAUACUCGUGCUGCAACAUUACCUUUGGCGGAGCUAUUUAAACUAUCUUUAUAAAAACUAAGCUCUGUUUUCCAUUUCUCACAACCAUAUUUGACCAUUUCCUAUGUCUUUUUGACCAUUUUAUAAAUGAACUCGACAGUUAACACAAAUUUAUUAUAUAGGUGUUUAACUAUUCAUGAAUAAGAAGGUUCAUUGAUCUUCUGAAUAACUGCCAACUGUUUUUUACAAAGAUCAGCAAAACUACUUAGAUAUCUAUAGAUAUAUUAUGAAAUGGCCAUUUACAGAACACGGCUUGUAUACACCAAAAUACACGAAAUGUAUUUUAUAUGAUGGCGAAAAGGAUGAACUUUUCUUGUAAAUAUAAAAUAUCACAAACUUCAAUUGUAAAAUGCCAUAUGGCAUGUAUUUAGUAUUUAAGUAAAAACGUUGUAUAUUUAUAUGUAGAGUAUAGGGGAUUUUUAACUAUAUAAUAGAAAAUGCCAUCCUAUCAUUAGAUUUCUAUUUCUAGCAUUAUCAAAAAUCAUUGAAUUAUAUAAUGCUUGAGUA
Messenger RNA from Pieris brassicae (large cabbage white), 2161 nucleotides. It is a transcript of the gene Nipsnap, whose product is annotated as protein NipSnap. The coding region runs from base 151 to 975 and encodes 274 amino acids. The record is from RefSeq and is a predicted model, not a curated record. The transcript has 6 exons. NCBI's taxonomy places the organism in Eukaryota, Metazoa, Arthropoda, Insecta, Lepidoptera, Pieridae. Gene Ontology annotation, cellular component: mitochondrion.